ACAUUACAUUAACUAUAAUUCUUCACGCCGUGCGUCGCCGCAGCCGGUUAAUCGCCUGGCCGCUAAGAAUGUUGGGAAGUGUGGUUUUGAAAGCAGGCGAGUUCUUCUACAUCAAAGUGGGAAGUGUUGUGUGCAAAAACUACAACUACCAGUGAGCUGUUGGGGAUUCACAGAGCAGCGACUGAGGUGGGAAGGGGAGCUGAGAUUGGAGGGAGUGAGAAACGCUGAGCUGAAAGCAGUAAAUGCCAGUCAGCUUGGCAGUACCUGAAUGUCUGUGCAGGAGCACCCUAACCCCCCACUGACCCCAGCACCAGAGUACACCAGCACCUUGCCUUCUUGAGCUAGCUGUAUUUUAAUAUAGUUAACAAAUGUGCCCCACUCCCUCACACAUCUAUUAGCUGCUUGCACGUGAUGAACAUGUUUUAAUAUUCAACACCAAAACCACUUCUCCCGGGGAGAGUUACUGCACUAAGGGUCUUGUUCAAUCUGUAAAACGUGCUCCCUGUGCUUUUAAUUGCACCCAAAGAUGUAAAGGCAGAGGUAUUGUAACAAAGACAGUAAAAACCAGCAACAAGAAGAGCCAAAGUCAAGCCAAACCCCUUUCCAAAGUAGAAGCCAGUGCACAGGAUCCAUUGCUGCUGUUUCUAGCUUAAUGUACACCUGAAACUUGCAUGGUGUCACACAGUUGUGGCUGGCAUCUUUAUUUCCUGAUGAGAACUGACUGCUUCCCUACAUUGUUGUUUGAAGGCUGUUGUGGACCCUUUUCCAGUGUUCGAAGAAGACCAGGAGAAAAAGAACUAACUUGGUUGCAGUGGUUGUCUUCUAAAUCAGUCCAAAUAAACCAUUUAAAAAACUAUAUAUAUAUAUUUCUCAUCCAUCAUUAAGCCAAUAUAUUCCACUGCAGGCCUGGUUUGUGUUCUGUUAAGCACUAGUAGUAUAAUUCUUUCAGUGGCUCCAUUGCCAGCGGUCUGUGUGGAACAGCCAGGGCUUGAAACCCUAGGAAUACAGAGAUCUGGCGACUACAGUUUGGAGCUGUCGUUUUUUUAACACUAUGCAGGUUCUACUAUUAGUAAUAGUAGCCCAAUUGCGUUCUGGCUCUCUCCCAGAGCCAUUUAGCUUGCACUGAUGAACUAGAGCACCCAGAGAGGGGGUAUAGAUGUCUUUGUGGGAAAGCCAUGGAAGGAGAUACCGAUCGCAAGGAGGGAUUGAAUGGGUUCACACUAGACUCUUACAAGAUUGAAGACCUAACCAAUGGCACAACAGCAUACAGAUCCGGACCUGAUGGAUUGACACCAGAGUAUCACAAGACUGAAGAUGAACCCAACAGCAAAUCGGCACUCAAAUCAGUACCUAUUUCAUCUCUGAAGCAGAAUGACCUUUUGCAGUCUCUCGCAGCAGGAGGGAAUGAAGAGCAAAACAAAGAGCUGAGUGCAGAGGUACAACAAGCACAGGAGGAAUGGGCUGCACUGGAGUCUAUACAACCAGCGAUCUCUGAAGACUCUGCUGGUUACACACCUCUGAUCUCUUUCAAUGAGGCUCUGCAGCACUUCCAGACCACAGAUCUCUCUGACUACAAGAAGAAUAUCCAGCCUACACUGCGACGGACUGGUCUGGCUGCCAUCACAUACUUCCUGUUCGGCCACCCACGGCUACACCGGGAGCUGCAGGAGGAGAGGGACUUGGUGUUCGCCAUCGCGCAGUGCUCCCUGGAUAAUACCCAGAAGGUGCACAUGCGGGUGCUGCAGACAGUCUAUAAGAAGCUGACAGGUGCCCGAUUUGACUGCCCCCGAUACGGAUGCCACUGGGAGCAGGUGGGGUUUCAGGGGACGGACCCGGCGACAGACCUUCGGGGGACUGGAUUCCUGGGGCUCAUGCACGCUCUCUACCUGGUGAUGGAUCCCCAGACGCUGCCCCUGGCCCGAGACAUCUACAGACUCUCCCAGCACCCAUCCCAGAAUUUUCCAUUCUGUGUGAUGUCCAUCAAUAUCACUCGGAUUGCCAUCCUGGCUCUUCGAGAGGAGGCUCUCUCUAAAGAGUGCAAUCGGAGACAGCAGGUUGUUGGGGUCCUGAACGAUUUCUAUGUAGCCACGUUCCUCCAUCUUUUCCAGAUCUGGAAAACACAGCACAAAACAAUCUCCGAUUCUGGCUUUGUACUGAAAGAGGUGGAGGUGUUUGCCAAGAAGAACCCAAAGCAGGUUCUGCGACGCUUGGAGAGCUUCCUGAGCGAGCAGAAGUCAGGGGGGACAGCCCUAGCAAUGGAGACCUGUUCCCAGAAUCCCUCUCCCAGCAUGGGCAGAAGGAGCCCCCGGCUAGACCCCUCUUCCAACGGCAAGGAGCUGAACUUCACUGGCGUGUGUGAGCUCCCGCCUGAGAUGGAGGGAGAGGCCAGGCUCAUCUGAGGUUUCCGUUACACCAGACGCAUCAAAUUAAAUAGCAGUUCUGUGUAGAAACACACAGCUCUCCCACCUUAAUCCUCUUGUGUGUUGUCACCAUGGGUAGCAGAAAACCAUAUGUGAUGUGUUUGACUUUCAAUUGUCAUUCUACUUGAUCCAUGCAAUAGCUACACCAGCAUUGGUGAAUUGUUAGCAAAUGCCAGUUCUAGUGACUUUCUACUCGGCAUACCUGCAUAAAGAAUUCUCAUGAGGAAGACCAGACCGAUAAAACCACAGUAGAUUCUGUUGAUAUCUUGUGGGGUAAAUUACCAAAUUAUCCCUCACUGGUACAUGCAUCAAUAGCAUUCAUUAACCAAGCCUUAUAUUUCCAUUCACUGUACAAGAGGUUUUAAUGAUGCAUCCUCCUCUGAAAUCUAUGUUUUGCUUUUAGAUAUUGUAUGUAUAAAAUAUUUAACAGUAUAAUAGUUUUGUUGUGUAUUUUGUUUUUAUUUUUUUUUGUCCUGGGUUGGAAAGCCCAUGAACCCGUGGCUAACACAGUAAAUAAAAAACAGCCACUUAAA
Molecule: messenger RNA, 2953 nt
Organism: Acipenser ruthenus (sterlet)
Lineage: Eukaryota; Metazoa; Chordata; Actinopteri; Acipenseriformes; Acipenseridae
Product: ELMO domain-containing protein 3-like
Exons: 13
Coding region: 1176-2399 (407 amino acids)
Source: RefSeq, a predicted model, not a curated record